Messenger RNA from Sinocyclocheilus rhinocerous, 5460 nucleotides. RefSeq names its product cAMP responsive element binding protein 5b (gene creb5b). The record is from RefSeq and is a predicted model, not a curated record. Gene Ontology annotation, biological process: regulation of DNA-templated transcription. Gene Ontology annotation, molecular function: DNA-binding transcription factor activity. The coding region runs from base 112 to 1557 and encodes 481 amino acids. The transcript is spliced from 11 exons. Lineage: Eukaryota; Metazoa; Chordata; Actinopteri; Cypriniformes; Cyprinidae.
CUUCUCUAAAUAGAUCGUAUUGUAACCGUUCCUCAGUCCAGCGUGGUUCCUUCAGAAAGUGUGGUGCAUCUUCUCCAGACUUCUGCGGUAUAUGAGGAGCCAGUGACAGUGAUGAACUCCGAGCAGGAAAGGCCGUACGUGUGCAGCGCCCCGGGCUGCUCUCAGAGAUUCCCUACGGAGGAUCAUCUAAUGAUUCAUCGGCACAAGCAUGAGAUGACCCUCAAAUUCCCCUCCAUCAAAAAUGACAACAUGCUGUCAGACCAGACACCCACCCCAACGCGCUUCUUGAAGAACUGUGAGGAAGUGGGUCUCUUCAGCGAGCUGGAUUGCUCCAUCGAACAGGAGUUUUGCAAGGCUCAGGAGGAGGAGGACAGCAAACAGAAUAUCACUCUUCAUGGGCAGGGGGGCCCUAACCAGCACCAGCAGACCCACUCAAGAAUGGCCAACCACGACGGCAGCAUAGUGAUCCAGCAGGCACUGCCUUCUCCUCAGUCCAGUUCUGUCAUCACUCAAGCCCCUUCCACCAACAGACAGAUUGGGCCAGUGCCUGGUUGCCUUUCCUCGUUGUUGCACCUGAGGAACAGACAGCGACAGCCACUGCCGGCCUCCAUGCCUGGCACGUUGCCUGACCCGACUAUGCAAGGAUCGUCUGCUGUUCUGAUGCCUAUGGAGAGGCAAAUGUCUAUGGGCUCCAACAUGAUGGGCAUGCAAGGCCCCGCCCACAGCAGCUCAUGCUCCUCCCCUCAUGUUCCAUCCAUGCACUCAGAGGCAAAGCUGAGACUGAAAGCUGCCCUUGCCCACCAUCCAGGGGGCAUGGCGAAUGGCAGCAUGAACUCCAUGGGUCAUAUGAUGGAGAUGAUGCCAUCGCGGCAGGAUCAGGCCAGUCACCACCACCUGCACUCUCACCCUCACCAGCACAUGCAGGGUCCGCCCCACGGAUACCCACACCAUGCCCACCACCACCCCGGCCAUGCACAGAGCGCCCAUCACCACCCACAAAGCCACGGGCACCACAACUCCCACCCGCCUCACCUGCACCCUGCACAUGGACAUCAGACCUCUCCACACCAACCCAUGCACUCUGCUGCUUCACAGUUAUCUCCAGCUGCGCAGCAAAUGCAUCCGACGCAGACCCUUCAGUCCCCGCCGCCCAGCGGAGGUCGUCGUAGACGGGUCAUGGACGAAGAUCCCGACGAGCGCCGGAGGAAGUUCCUGGAGAGGAAUCGCGCGGCCGCCACACGCUGCAGACAGAAGAGGAAAGUGUGGGUGAUGUCGCUAGAAAAGAAAGCAGAGGAGCUCACCCAAACCAACAUGCAGCUGCAGAACGAGGUCACCAUGCUAAAGAACGAGGUGACACAACUGAAACAGCUUUUAUUGACACAUAAGGACUGUCCCAUCACCGCCAUGCAGAAAGAGUCUCAAGGUUACCUCAGUCCAGAGAGCAGUCCGGCAGGAAGUCCCACCCCUGUAACCCAGCAGCAAGUCAUCCAGCACAAUACCAUCACCACCUCCAGCACAGCACCCAAUCACCGCACAGAUAUUAACUCCAUCCACUAAAGACUCCACCCCUGAUGCCCCCCACCACGCUGGACAUCCCUACUGCAAAUUCUGGACAGACACACACACCUCUGUGCCUCUGUGGCAGCUUAUUGUUCUGUUUGUGAUUUGUAAAUGUAAACUGAUUACCAUUUUGUUUAGUUCUGUGUCUGCAUAGGGAGUCUGCAUAAAUCAUCAGGCACCAUCUCACUUGUCAAGGACAUCACUAAUGGAAACGCAACUGUUACAUCUGUUCAUGGAUUACUGCUGGACCACUGCCUUUACAAAUUACAGAAUUCAGAUAGCUGGAUAGCUUUUGCUAUGAAUUUUCCAUUGCCAGAAAGAUGCUGUCCUUUUCCUUUCUGUUUAUUGUUAUUACAAUUACUCUCACAUUCCCCUUUUUAUCAAAUUCAAAAGGAUAAAUUAGGAAGGUCAGUCUCCAUUGGGAGUUCCUAAUGAAAGUAACCUGAAGCAAUAUGAAUCUCUGACAUGCUCAGCAAUCUGAUUGUCUUCACUUGCUCGCUCGGACCAGAAUCUAGAUCAGAUUAAGUUCAACCUAUUAGCUCCUGUCAUUUCAGAUAUAAUCCCAAAAGUUAUCUUCGUAAAACAAAACGGCUUUCACUCCUAAAAUGGUACAGAUCAUGUAAAUGGAAUGCAUUUAUCAAGCUCACACAGGCUUCUGUGAUCAUAUGCCCUGCUGAACAUUUCGGAGUAUUCCCAGAGUGGCGAGAUCACAGCUGCAAUAGUGUUGCACCAGGAACAUCUCACUUGGCGUUCGAACGUUUCAGAAGACACCAUCAGCUGUUUCAUUUUAAGCUGAUGUAACUUCUGGUCAGAUUUACCCCUGGUCCUCGUCAGUUUGCCUAUUACUUCUACUGGCAGUUCAUUUCGGUAUCUGUUUCAGAUCAGCGAGUGGACUAAGUAUUACGCACAUACUUCAAUACAUUUUUAUGUAUGUUUUGUGCUCAUAUGUGGGCCUUCCAACCACAUUCAAAACACUCCAUCUAAUCUUGAACCAGAAUAAUGCCAUGGAAAACUUUUGGAAGCUUUUGCUUUACCUGAGGCUAUGGAAAAGUUCCACUGAAGUCAAAUGCAUUGUUAAAUGCUACUUAAAAUUAGCUUUCGUUUUGGCUUGAAGUAUUGUUUAGAUCUUCCUCGGGCAUUCUGACUGUGAGGUAAAUUAAAUUUAAUAGGAUUAAAUGUAAUAGGAUAUAUUUUGAUACAUCCCAGUUCAUAGUCCUGGUUUGUUUGGUGCCUAGGAAAUCAUAUGAGGCUUCCUUCUUGCCAUGGACCAUGGUAAAUUCUGCACUUGACUAUAGUACUUAGGAAACUGUCAGGCUCCAUCAAAGGUUCUGGAAAUGUGCUGUUGAUUUUGAGAUGUUAUUAUUACUGUAAGGGGCCGUUCACCAAGAAUGCAUUUUCGCGUUUAUAACAUGCAAAAGACAGGUUCUCAGGAUUCGUUUGCACUUCGUACAACUUGACAAGGAGCAGAGACAUGCAGUGCAAUGCCAUUUUGUUGGCUGUCUCAAUCACAAAUCCUUCCAGUGCACUGGAAUGUUUGCUUCUUAAAAAAAUCUCACAACGCACCACAAAACCAGGGCACAUUUAUGGCUACUGUGUUCCCUUACCAGAAAAUACAUCCCAUUUUCUGAACCGCCUCAACUCAGUACAUAUCAUUACACGAUAGAAGUUUUGAUGGUGGCAUUUUACAACUCAGAAACAGUGUCUCAAUGUGUAAUGAGCCAGGGUUCUUACCAGUGCACGAUACACUGAUUCACAACCUAGGGAGCUGAAUGAAACACACCCGAAUAAACGUCACACAAUGGAAUGUGAAAACGCAUUCUGUGUGCCCUAAUAAUAACAUUCCAAGGUGAACUUUGUAAGGGAUGUAUGGGCAAGAUCCCAUAUACCUCAUGAGUGCAUGAUCAUGGACCAUGAGCUAUAAAGAUGGCCACUGUCACUUUAAGAUAUUGAGUCCUAAAUACCUUAAAGACGGUGACACACCAAACCAACAUUAAAGAACUAGCGGCGAUGAAAGGCAACUGUUGUUAUCUUGCGUCGCAUGUGUUUGGGCCAAAAAGUUGCUGCAAAGACUACAGCCAAAGGCCAGCUAGUAUGCACAUUCUGCAUAUGCGUGAAAGGAAAUAAUUUUCCAUACCAGCAGGUGGCAGUAGUUGGCAACAGUGUUCUGCAUUCAAAAAGGGAAACCGAACUACAUAUAUACAAACCGUAAACAAAGCAGUGUUUUUUUUUUUUUUUUUACAACUUUCUUUAUUCCAUAUGUUAUUUCGUUGCCAUAUCAUUAUGAAAAUAUUUGCAUACCAGAAUGCUCAGGUAAGAUGUGAAAUUAGAACAGCCAUCUGUGUGCAGCCUCUUUGUUGUUUGCUUGUUUUCGUCACUUUUGUUUUUCUUCUUGUGCACUGGUUCGCUAAGCUAAGCAGCCAAUCCAGCGCUACUUCACAACCAAUUCGUACGUACUUUACGAGGUGGCUAAUAUGUACAAAUGUGUAUGACUUCAAUUAUUCGAUUUUAUAUGAUUUCUGUGAGGGGUAGGUUUAGGGGUGGUCAUUCGUACGAAUUUGCCUCCUCGUAAUAUGUGCAUGAUAUUUUUCACAAAAUGUACAAAUUCGUACUAGUGAGGUUGUAAGAAUUCAUACAAAUUAGCCACCUAGUAAAAUAUCUACGAAUUGCCGUGAGAUUGAGUUGGCCAAUCAGAGUGAUCUUUCUCACCGACUCCCUGAGACUAAUUUAACAUGCUUAAUUGGCCAAAAAGCCACCGACAGGGUCCGACUAGUAGUGACGGUGUGGAACUGACAUUGGCAGACGGCCGAUUGUUGGCUUGGUGUGUCACGGACUUUAGUCGCAUUUUCCUUGUCUAAUUGCAAGUAAUGACACAAUUUGGUCCACUUUUGUUUCUCUCCGAUGCGAAAAUGUAGCAAUUUACUAUUUCCACGCAGGUACUGAUCUAGACCAAUCUUCAUACUGCUUUCCAAAUGUCACUAUGUGCCUGAAUAUGUCUUAAAUACUCACAUAGGGAGGAAUGUCAGUCCUUAGUAAUACCUUGAUAUCAUUGCAUUUAUUUUCAAUUCAGGUUGAACUUUAAGGCCUUGACAUUGUUUAGCUUUUUUGUAAAGACUAAUUACUAGUGUUUUAUUGUGGACACUGUUUUGUUUCGGACUCAUUUUGGUGUUAAUGGACUUUUCUACCUUCUUGAACCAAGGAGGCCUGUGAUGAGAAUACAGGCAAGCUGGAAUGUUGGAAUGUUUCCCCUCUGCCGAAAAAGGGCCUUUUUUCCAGCAGCUAAGCUCAGAACUCUGUUUCAUGUUUUUCACAGUUUGUAGAGGACUUUUCUUCCCUCCUAAAUGGAACAUAUUGAUUCCCUUCGCCUUUCCUUGCAGCACUGUGUUUGGAACAAAAGCGUGCAAAACGACCUCCACAUUGAGAGGUGGAAAUCUUGUAGCUGUCUAUGCACUUUGACCUCUGCGCAGCAGAGGAUGGAAUAGCCAUAUAGAAGACUCAGCGAUUCGCAGUUCCCACACCAGCGAGAGCCAGCCACUGUCAAUCUAUGGAGCAACACAACUUGUACGGACCAAUCGGAUUAGGUUUCGAGCGGAUGACCUCCGAACCGAAGGCUUGGGUUUUGGCGGUGCUCCUGUAGCUUUAAGACUUUAAACUGUCCCUUUAGAGAAAACCUGUUUGUCACACUGUGAAAUAGGUGACAUCAAGGUGAACUGGAAACACGACUGUGCUUUUAUUGUUGAUUUUGUUGGACCUUAUGGUGGUUUGGUUGUUUCCCAGCAUAGUUCACAUAGGAUAGUUCACCCAAAAAUGUACAUUGUCAUCAUUUACGCCUAAUAUCAUUUCAUACUUGUAUCUUUCUUAUCUUUCUUCUGAAAAACACGAAAGUACAUAUUUUGAAAAACU